Malurus melanocephalus (red-backed fairy wren) is the source of this 5548-nucleotide messenger RNA. It is a transcript of the gene LMO4, whose product is annotated as LIM domain only 4. Bases 771 to 1268 code for a protein of 165 amino acids. NCBI's taxonomy places the organism in Eukaryota, Metazoa, Chordata, Aves, Passeriformes, Maluridae. The transcript is spliced from 5 exons. The record is from RefSeq and is a predicted model, not a curated record.
CUCACUCAUUCCUUUGUCUUCCCGGGGAUUGGCAGGUUUUAUUAUUCCGCCUGAACAAGCCGGGGGCGGAUUGGCUGCGGCGGGCUGACGGGGGCGCCGAGCCGGAGUGUAGUUGGGAUUCUGCUCUGUCAGUAACACAUGUGUGAGGGCAGCGGGCACACGCGCACCGUGCGGGCACACACGCACUCACACGGGCACACACGCACUUGCAGCCUCACGCUCAGACGGGCACAGGGGCCGCCCCCGCGCCCCGCCAGCGCCGCCGCCGCAGGAUCCCGGCAGCAGCUCCGCACCCGGCCCCGCUCAAACUCGCCGGCUCCCGCCCGCUCCGCUGAGGCGCUCUAGCGGGCCGCGGCCGGCCGGCUCCGCGCCGCGGGAGGCUCGGGAGCCGCCGCAGCCCGGAGAGGGGGCGGAGGUGGGCGGGCGGGGGGGAAGCGGCACAAAGUGAAGCCACAUUGCCAAACUUGCCCGGCGAUUGCAGCAGCGAGCGGCGGCGGCGCCCUGCGUGUGCGGCUCAGCGGCAGGGACCGAGCUCUGCAGCUCCCCUCCCGGGAAGCGGGAGCUGGAGGAAGGACCCGGGCAGACGCCUCUCAUUGCAAUAUCUAUAUUUUUCCAGCCUGGGCUGCCCCUUGCCGGGCGGGGGGCUCCUUCCAGCGCUCCCGACAGCCGGCGAGAGGGCAAGCGCUGUGCUUGUUUCUUUGCAAGGAAACCUCUUCAGACACCCCGAGCGGCGCUCCCCGGCCUUUUGCAAUAUAGAGGGGAAGCAGGCCAUGGUGAACCCCGGCGGCAGCGCGCAGCCGCCCCCGGUCACGGCGGGCUCCCUCUCCUGGAAGAGGUGCGCCGGCUGCGGGGGGAAGAUCGCCGACCGCUUCCUGCUCUACGCCAUGGACAGCUACUGGCACAGCCGCUGUCUCAARUGUUCCUGCUGCCAGGCCCAGCUGGGGGACAUCGGCACCUCCUGCUACACCAAGAGUGGGAUGAUUCUCUGCAGAAACGACUACAUCAGGUUAUUUGGAAAUAGUGGUGCUUGCAGUGCMUGUGGACAGUCCAUUCCUGCUAGUGAGCUGGUCAUGAGGGCACAAGGCAAUGUCUAUCAUCUUAAGUGUUUUACAUGCUCUACCUGCCGGAAUCGCCUGGUCCCCGGAGAUCGGUUUCACUACAUCAAUGGCAGUUUAUUUUGUGAACAUGAUAGACCUACAGCUCUCAUCAAUGGCCAUUUGAAUUCACUUCAGAGUAAUCCACUACUGCCAGACCAGAAGGUCUGCUAAAAGGUCAGAGUAAUGCAGAAUGCGUGCCUUCAUCUCAGAUUUUGUUCAUCACAGAUGGAUCCCAUGUCUCCAAGUAGACAAGUCACCUUUGUAGCUAGCAUCAAUGCCAGCUCCAUACCAUUGCACCUUCUUUAUUCUUGAUUGCCCUUCCCACAUUUAUUGGUGUAUUAAAAUGACUGAAUAUGAACAUUAAGGACUCCAUGAACCUGGGCUAAUGGGAGACUGUAGAGAAAAUGAAAAAAGAUCCACCAGAGGACAUCUUGGGGGGGGGCGGGUGGGGAAGAUGACUAAUGAAGCUAAUUAAAAGAAGCAUUGAAAUCUGCUUUCUACCCUCAUUAACAAUUAGCAGGGCACUGGCCAGUUUGUACCCUGUGUUUUACCUUAACAACAUUCUAUUUGCUCUUUGUAUAUUUAAGUGUUGUAAGGAAAUGUGUUUCAAUCAAACUGAACAUGAGAUAAAGAUGUGGCUUUUGUGAUAUUCUAUCACAAACACUUUUAUUGUAUCUGUAAAAUACAAUGUAUGUAUGCAUGUAAGUGUUUUUGUCCUAAUGUUGCUACUUCCCAUGGCAAAAAAAAAAGGCUCAUAGCAGCUACUGUGUAGAAAUUUUCACCUACUUCUAAUUUGCUGAAUGAAGAAAAAUCUUUUAUUUGUGAUAUUUUCAGAGACAUUUGCUCUAGUAUGGUGUAUUUAAAUAAUAAAAAGUAAAACAAAACUGAAUUGAGUAUGGGUUUUAGAAGCAUUGCUUUUUUUUAUUUUAAUUACAUUCAAAACGUUCUGCAACUCAAUAUURCAUAGUUGUUACUUUAAUUGUCAGUUACCUUAAAGUAGGUUUUUGGUUUGGACUUCUUCUUUUGUCUUAUGCCAGUAAAGAAUCUGCUAAACUACUUGACCGUGUUACUUUUGGCAAGGAUACGAAGCACUACUUCAAAAUAACCUUUUUUUCAUGGAGAUUCUUAAUUCUGGUAACAGCAAGUAUAUUAUAAUUCACACUGCAGUGAAUUACAGCACACACAGAGGUACUGUGGUUUCUUUCUUUCCAGUUCCUUCUGUGUUAAGGRUGUGCAUGUGUCUCUGAGCAUGCAAGCAUAAGAGGGUAUGAAUAUACCAGCAGAGGUCAAAAAAAUAAAAGCCAACGAAAGGUCUGUACCUCAUGCUGAGCACCAGAAUUGAGUAUUCAUGAAAAGGAAUACAAUAGCUAUUCUGAUCUGAACAACGUAAAGUUGUGUUUGCUGGGGUAAGAGACUUUUUAACUUUACAACACUGAUAAUCUUAAGGAAAUAAAASCUGUUUCCUGGGUUAUUUCCAGUAACUGGCUGAUCUCAAAAUAUGAUCUGUUCUCUGAAAGCAAACAAACAAAAACCAUCUCCCAACAAAGCAGCAGACCCAUCUCUAAGCUUAGAAAGGGAACAGCUUCAUUUUACCAUCAGCUGCUUUGGGGUAGAUCUGUGCAGAAUAAUUUUGGGGGAAAAAAAUCUGUCUUUUCAUGUUUUUAGCAAGAAUACGAAUAUGGAUCUGUGGCUAUGCACUGUAUGCCUUCACUCAGGAACCUGCAAGCAACGAAUCUGCCUUUGCUGCAAUUAAAAGCAAAUCAAUAUUAAGAAGUACUCUACUUUUAUAGGAAACUAAUGCAUUUGUAACACACCAUUAUUUUAAUUCUGUUUUUUAGAAAAUGUUCACUGCUCGACAUGCUUGGUUAUGGAGUGAACUUGACUUAUUUUUGUUGUGAUGCUGAUACACAAAAAGCUGAUUCAUAGAUUUGCCUAUCUAAACAACCAACAGCAGAUGUUUUUGUUUCAGAUUCUACUUCAUGACCUCUAGUAUAUUGGAGGGCUCCUGAAUUUCUUCUUUUAACACAUCAGUUCUUGAGGAAGAAGCACUCUUUCAGAGAAAAGAAAAUGUAGCAAUGUAGAGUGUCAGACAGUAAAGACAAAAGACUACUUGCAUAACAUACAAAGCACAACAUAAAUGACUGACACUAUGUAUGACUUUUAAUUAAAUGCACUUAUGGGUAUUUUAAAUAAGUUUUUAAGCUUUUUGAUCUGGCAUUAAAGUCUUUAGAGUCCCGCAAAUUGUGCUGCUUCAAUAUCUUUGAAAAGACACUUGAAGUCAUAUGAAUAUAGAAUUCAAGUAUUAGUGAGACUGUAGACAUCUUUUUAUAUUCUUUCAGUAUAAGCACUCAAGGUACAGUGUUUAAAUCUAACGUACAGAUUUUUGGUUGUCCAAUAUAACCUAGAAGUGCUAAGAAGAUAGCUAAUAACUUCUAGUAAGUAAUGUAGUAUAGCAUUUAGUGAUGUAGAGGUUGAAGUUCAUUAACAGCUUUAAAUAAACUAUUAUAUGACUCAUUUGUAAAGCACAGCUACCUAUUUAAUAGCUUACUUUAAAAGCAUUUCUUAAGUUGCAGACCUAUAAGAUUACAAAUGUCACUCAUGUUAGCAUAAUCCACAUGCAAGUGAUGAAGCCUUUGCUUUGAUGUGCUAAAUUGCAGGAGGACUAAUGGAGCUAUGAAUAUACAAUAGAACAUAUUUAAGUAGUAUUCUUGCUUUAGGUAAAACACUUUCUUGAAACCAGAGGCAUUUCACACAAUGAAACAGCCUGUAAUGGGGAUGCUAGGUGUGGAUAGAAGGCUACUGGGAACCCAUAGAUUCGUCCUUAUGUGAAAAAUCACUUCUUUUUAGGAGAUCUGUAAAGAAAAACACCAACUUGUUCACCUUUUAUCACAUGUAUUUGCUGCACUGAGGCUGAAAUACUCCCUCUGCAUUUAGUGCUGCAGAAAAAUCAAAUAAUCAUUCAGUAAGAGCUCCCCUUACUUUCAAAAAUGAAUGCUGUUAAAAAAAAAGAAUCAAAGGAAAUAUUACUAAUCUGAAAUCAUCCUCAUGAACCUGGAUAAAAUGCUCUGUCUAUACUGCAUCUAAACAUCUCAAUCAUAUAAAUUGUCACUCUUAUUAAUGAAACAAUUUUGUAAAAAGAUUGCCCUCUAAAUGGGUUUAAUGUUGUUACCUAUCCAGCUGUCUAGUUAUGAGAUUUACGCAUCCUGGCAGGCAGUGGGACAUUAAGCCUUUCCAAACCAAAUUCUGUUUGCAACAAGAUACUGUCUUUUCAGUCCUACAUGAUUUAUCUUUAAAUAUUUUAACAGGUUAUGCAGUAUCUUAUGAAAUAUAAAAUGAGAAUGUCUUACCAAAAUGAAGGCUAUGAAAUUAAGUCACAUCUUCAGAAUAUUAACCACACUGAGUUUGUCUCCCUUUUUCCCUGUUAGUUAACACUGAUAAAAUUUGCAUUGUCUAACAUUAGGGUAAAUAUYGAAAACCCCCCAAAACUCACAAACUGGCAUAGUAUGCCUUACUGUCAAGGUCACGGAGUCAUUGCCCCAGAGGCAUUUAAGGAAAGACUGGACACUCACUGAUGCCAUGGUCUGGUUGACGUGGUGUUCAGUUCCACUCAAUGAUCUCAGAAAUAUUUUACAACCCGAUUCUGUGAUUUCAAAAGAUKAUUUCAAUUUAAAUAUUUUAUUAAAUUAUUUUGCUGGUAGCUAUAUGUGAAAUGUGAGGCUYUUUGGAAGUAUCCAUAUUCUAAACAGCCCUAUUAAAAAAUAAAAAUGAGAUUAGCACAUUUAUGUAUAUAAGUUUUUAAAAUGUUAWAUUUAACCAGUGUGAAAUUGUGUUCUGGGUUUGAUGGCACUGCCUGAGCCUCCUUCCUGUACAUGCAGUACCAGAUAACCCUUGUUGCUGCUUGUUGCUGUUMCUACCAGGUGUAUGCCUAUUGUCAGUCCAGCUAAGCCACAGACAAGCUUAUUGCAAUUAAACAGCAAUUUGUUUCUAUGAAACUGCAAUUAAAGUAUUACUGAUCAGCCAUUUCAGACUGGCAGUGCCGUGAGUGCAUGUUAAACAGAGGAGCUGUCGAUUCCUUCCUGCAGCCGGAGAAGCGAGUGCCAGUGAGGUGUAACACGCUCACCUCUGUCCCUUGUCAGGCUGGGAGUCCUUGCUGCAGUGCUCUGAUCUCAUCACCAACAUGCUGAGAGCGAUGACAAGUCAGGGCUGAUCUCUGUAAGUUGAACUUGCAACUUACAGGRCCUGAAGUUAUUGCUGUUUGUGUUCCUGUAUAAGCAGGGAUGCGUACGCUUCCUACGGGGAUGUUUUCAGCUCCAGAUUGAUUCUGUUGAGAAUGGACAGCAAGUUGUGGGCCCCAAGCCAAUAAYGUUCUGCAGGUCCUGACUUGUUGGAGCUGUGUAAACAGGGCUACUAUAGCUCCUUAAUCAUAACUAAUAAAAGACUAGAGGAAAGCA